UCGGAGGUGAAUGGUGGACCCACGUGCUUCCACACGAAUCCGCGCCCGUUCAGUUUCACGGUGUGUUUUACUCGCGAGUUCGUGCGGCUCUGAUGUUUGCUGUAGCCGACAUUAACAGAAAGACGACGAGCAUUGUGAACAUUCGUGGAAAAUCUCAGUUAAAGCGCGUUUAGAACAGAAUCUCGCCGGCGCAAUGGAGGGCUUGCAGUCAGCGGCGAAGUCGAAGAGAGGAGUAGCCCAGAAAAGAGGCGAGCAGGCCGCGGAUCGGGAAGCCAAGGUGCGCCGCCGACACAUCAAGGCGCUCGGGGAGAAGGACGAGAGCGAGCGGUACCUGGAAGGGCUGGUGUUCGGGGCCGAAGACGAACUCAUCGGAAGACUGUGCGGAGCCGACAAGGCACAUGACACCACGACCGGUGAUCUGCUGGCCGAGGACUCGAGUGACGCCGAGGUGGAAGAUGAGUCGCGCCUUCAAGUUCCUUCUGCUAAGAGGGCCGCCUGGGUGGAUGAGGAUGACGAGGCAGAUGAGAUCAUCGAUAUGACCCAUCGAUAUCGGAAGGACCUGCUGAAGAGCGAUGCGGAGAAGUUACUUCCAAAGCAGAAGUUUAAGCUGAGACUGAAGGAACAGUUUCAGAAAGCAAUGGGAGGAACGCCAGCCUGGGCAGAGAGCAACCUGAAGAAGAAAACGAAGAAGACGACGAAGGGCGAGGAGGACAGUGAUGAAGAUGAAGAUAAUUUACUACAAAGGACAGGAAACUAUGUGGCAGCUUCGGAUUCCCUUCCCAGAGGCAUCAUUGAGAUGAAAAAAUGCCUCAAUGCCAACAAUGAACGCCCGUCGGAUGCCAAGCUGACCACAGUGAAGUUUCAUCCUGCCGCACAAGUCAUAAUGACGGCUGGUUUUGACCAGUCUAUUUCACUCUUUCAGGUAGAUGGCAAAACAAAUCCAAAAAUUCAGAGUAUCCACUUGGAGAAGUUUCCUGUCUUCAAGGCUCGUUUCAGUGCUGACGGCGAGCAGGUUAUUGCAACCAGCAUGCGUAAUAAAAUGUUUUACGUGUACGACAUGAUGGGAGGGAAGAUAAUCCCAGUCUACGGCAUCCGAGGAUUAGAAAUAAACCGAGUAAAGCAGUUUGACGUUUCCCCUGACGGCUCGUUUCUCCUCCUCACUGGAAGGUCUGGAUAUCUCCACCUGCUGACCAUGAAGACAAAGGAACUUGUUGCCAACAUGAAGAUAAAUGGAAAUGUUGGAGCCACAGCUUUUUCUCCAGAUGGCAGCAUGAUGUACGCUCAUUCUGAUGAGGGUGAAGUAUUUAUCUGGGACGUAAAAAGCAGAAAAUGCAUCAAUAAGUUUACAGACGAUGGUUGCUUGAGGGGAACCAGUAUUGCUGCCUCUCGGAAUGGGCAGUAUGUGGCAUGUGGGUCCAGUUCAGGAGUGGUGAAUGUCUACACUCAUGAUGCUUGUCUGAGUAAAAGCAACCCCAAGCCCCUGAAGGCCAUAAUGAACUUGGUGACAUCGGCGACAUCUUUGGUUUUUAACCCGCAGACUGAAAUUCUGGCCAUCGCGUCCGAUCUGGCAGAUGAUGCAGUCAAACUGGUACACAUUCCCAGUUUCACGGUGUUCUCUAAUUUCCCCUUAUUUCGGAAGAAGUCAAUUCACCUGGCGCAGUGCAUGGACUUUUCUCCACGGAGUGGAUUUUUCUCUGUUGCAUCGAACAAGGGCAAAGCUUUACUCUACAGGUUAAAACAUUACACCAAUUUCUAGCCGUGUGUCCAUGCGCUCAGUUGUGCGUGUCUGCCACCGGGUGGCAGUAUAACCUCAGCAGAGAGGAGAGCCGCUCGCGCCUUCCGAUGGCCUCGUCUCGGCAGCCUCUGGGACUGAAAACGCGUUGCCCUGCACUCGGUGUUCAUCUUGGGAAGAUGCGGACGCCUUUUUUGAUUUUGUACAGAAACCAGUCAGUAAUGUCCACGUUAAUAAAAGUGAGAGAAACUUCUGA
Polypterus senegalus (gray bichir) is the source of this 1988-nucleotide messenger RNA. It is a transcript of the gene utp18, whose product is annotated as UTP18 small subunit processome component. Gene Ontology annotation, biological process: rRNA processing. The transcript is spliced from 14 exons. Bases 194 to 1756 code for a protein of 520 amino acids. The record is from RefSeq and is a predicted model, not a curated record. Gene Ontology annotation, molecular function: protein binding. Gene Ontology annotation, cellular component: Pwp2p-containing subcomplex of 90S preribosome; small-subunit processome. Lineage: Eukaryota; Metazoa; Chordata; Cladistia; Polypteriformes; Polypteridae.